Molecule: messenger RNA, 3216 nt
Organism: Doryrhamphus excisus (bluestripe pipefish)
Lineage: Eukaryota; Metazoa; Chordata; Actinopteri; Syngnathiformes; Syngnathidae
Source: RefSeq, a predicted model, not a curated record
CUUCUUCCGGGAUUUUAACCAAUUACGUCUCACAGCUUGCUCAGCGGGAAAACGGUGCGGAAACAAAACAAUACCGCGUCAGAAAAGCCAAGUACAAGUGACUUUUUAUGAACUAUUAUGGCUUCUAACUAACUUCUAGCUGGUUGUGUGUGUUUAUAAUGAGGCGCUCUGGAGCCCCCAGCCAACUCCUGGGUAAUGCUGCGAAAAAGCCUCGUUUUAUACCUCCUGGAGCAUCUUCAUGUGUUGCAGUUGAACCCAAGACCCAAAGCCCUAAACUAGGCUUGGUCGAUACCCUGAAUAAGAGAAGUCUAGCAGCGCCACCUCCCAGUCAAAGUGAAUGCACUGGCCAGGCAGCACCAGCCUUGUCCAAAGCUCUGGCUCGAGUGCUCAGUGCUACAGAAAGUAAGGAGAAUAUUGCCGACACCCAACCUACAAGCCCUUCCUCACAAGAGCUCGUAACAUCAACAAGCAUCAGAGGAACAGCCCCCCCGCAGCGAUCUGCCGGAGCAAAUGGAGUUCCUGAUGCGACGGACUGCAGCCGGGAUGCCGUGCGCUACUUCAGCGUCAUGUGGUGUAAGGCCAGUAAGAAGAAGCACAAGCGCUGGGAAGGGGAUGCUGUGCUGGUGACGAAGGGGCGCACUGCCACCCUGAAGGACAUGGAAGGCAAGAACAUUGGACAGGGUAGCGGCUACAAGGUGUCAGUAUUGGCUUCCCUGUGUGAGGGGGACAGCCUGAUGAUUGGAGCGAAGGAGGUGGAGGUCAUGGGUGUCAUAUCCGCAGAGAAUUUUGCCACCGGACGUUGUUUCCAAGAAGCCCAAGGAGAUGGAGAAGAUCCACCGCCGAAGACGGCGCCUUCACGAUGCUUGCCAUCCAAACCUUUCUGCCCUCCUACACUUUUGGGGAGAGCGGGACUUCCACGAUCAAAACCAGCAGAGGAACAGACCUGCAGACCUCGCUUUAAUCCACAAGCUCCAAAUGCACUUGUGAUGCCUCGGCCGUCCCCCAACCAUCAGUGGUCUAACAACAAGUCUGGACUCCCUGUGGUUGAUGUCGUGGUUGACCCGCACCUGACAGCUCACCUGCGCCCCCAUCAGAGAGACGGCCUGCUCUUCCUCUAUGAAUGUGUUAUGGGCAUCAGAGCUGAAGGGCGCUACGGGGCUAUCCUGGCUGAUGAGAUGGGUCUCGGGAAGACCCUCCAGAGCGUGGCUCUCUGCUGGACGCUCCUCAAACAGGGUCCGUAUGGCGGGAAAGCGGUCACCAAGCGCGUGCUUGUGGUCACGCCUGGCAGCCUGGUGCAGAACUGGGGGGCCGAGUUCAACAAGUGGCUGGGGCGUGAGAGGAUCAACGUUUUCACUGUGGAUCAGGAGCACAGGAUCGAGCAGUUUGCUUUGUCUCCUCUCCACAAUGUCCUUGUGAUCAGCUAUGAGAUGCUGCUGCGCAGCCUUGAACAGGUUCAAAAAGUGGAGUUUGGUCUUAUUAUCUGCGAUGAAGGUCACAGAUUGAAGAACAGCAACAUCAAAACAUCCUCGGCCCUCAGCAGCCUGAGCUGCACUCGCAGAGUCAUACUAACAGGCACCCCAGUGCAGAAUGACCUCCAGGAGUUCUACGCCAUCAUCGACUUUGUUAAUCCUGGAAUUCUUGGCUCAACCACUGCGUAUAGGAAGGUGUAUGAGGAGCCCAUUCUUCGCUGCAGGCAGCCUUCCUGCUCAGAGGAGGAGAAAUCUUUGGGCGAAGAGCGAGCUGCUGAGCUCUCCCGACUCACCGGCAUGUUCAUCUUGAGGAGGACGCAGGAGAUCAUCAACCGCUACCUCCCACCCCGCAGCGACUGGACCCUGUUCUGCAGGCCGUCUCCGCUGCAGCGAGAGCUCUACACGCAUCUCCUCAGCCACAGAGUGUUCAGAGCCUGCCUCCAGGGCUCCAUGCAGACACACACCCACCUGGCCUGCAUCACGGCCUUGAAAAAGCUGUGCAACCACCCUGCUCUGCUUCACUCCACCAUCAUGGAAAAGGCUGCUUCAGAAGAGAUGACGUUAUAUGAAGGUCUAGCACUGUUUUUCCCAGAGGCCUACUCUUCGGAUAGCUUGAACCCUGCUGACUCGGGGAAACUUUUGGUUCUGUUGGACUUGCUGGAAACCAUCAGACAACUCAGCCCCAAUGACAGGGUUGUGGUCGUGUCCAACUACACUCAGACACUGGACAUGAUCCAGAGCGUGUGUGUGCACAUGAGCUACACAUUCUGCCGGCUGGACGGACAAACGCCCACCAACCAGAGGCAACGUCUGGUCGACGGCUUCAACAGCCCUCAUUCUCCCAAUUUCCUCUUUCUGCUGAGCUCCAAAGCUGGCGGGGUGGGGCUCAAUCUGGUGGGGGCUUCCCAUUUGGUGCUCUAUGACCUCGACUGGAACCCUGCAAAUGAUAUUCAGGCCAUGGCUCGAGUGUGGCGAGACGGACAGAAGAAGACCGUGCAUACCUACCGUCUCCUCACCGCAGGUACCAUUGAGGAGCGCAUAUUCCAGCGGCAGGUUUCCAAACAGGGACUCUCUGGGACAGUGGUGGACCUCGGCAAAGGCUCCGAGCACGCCAACUUCUCCACCAGCGAGCUCAGAGACCUUUUCAGCCUGACUGAAACGCCCUCCCUAACACACGACCUAUUGAACUGCAGCUGUGACACGAACGGAUCCAUCGCUUUGAUCGAUGUCAGAGAUGAUGAUGAGGAGGAGCAGGACGAUGCAAAACGGCCAUGCCAGCUCGGGCGUGAACGUGGCGGGGGGUCGGGGCAGAAACAUCUCAGCAUGUCCGAGCUGAUGAAGUGGCGACAUUUCUCUGGAGACGCCCACACCUUCUCAGACCCUUACCUUGAUCACGCCAGAGACCAUGUCACUUUUGCCUUUCAGACCACCAUAUCCCACACGGACCAGUAAGCACAACUACGGACCGGAACUGAUUAGGGCAAAAUGGCAUCCAAUGCGAGACCUGUAUCAAAAUACUUCACAUAGAAAAUAAAGGCAAUCAUUUGACUAAUUAGUUUUGUAGUUGUGUAGAAGGGUAAGGUUUUUGGGAGAGAGCCUACAUUGAGAGUUUGCACAGGAGUCCCUAAUAUUGUGGAAGGUGAGUGUCAUUAAAUAUUAAAACAAUUGUAGUGGUAAUAAAACUUGAUUAUUUAUUGUCCAUUGUUGCAGGUCAGGACAACACAGUCUCUGCUCAUGCAUGGACUUC